GUUGAAGAGGCAGAGGCCAUCAGUAUGAAGGGUGUGCAGCUGAGUGCUGAACAGCUGCGCUGCAUAGAAACUGCAUCUGCGCUGGCGUUGACGAGUGGCGGCGUGUGUGAAACUGAUGAGGCGGAUCAGGAGGACCAAGAGGCUGUCGACGCUGACUACGACCGGUGAGGCCACAGGCGACAAAGAUUCAUAUGCACUGGUUGUCAGACUGCCUGCACUGCCCCGGGUCCCUCCCUCCUCCCUGAUCUUCCAGACAUACAUACGUGUGACUGUUUGUUGAUUUCUCCACCAGGUACUGCCACAUCAAGACCCGCCUGGAGGGCGCUGGCGCCUCAUCUCUCGAGACCCAACCGGUAGGUAGGAAACCAGCCAACCAACCACACAUCGCACUGCGGGGUUUGUGUGUGAUGGUGUGUGCUCAUGUAUAAUGCCUGCCUGUCGACCAGCUCAAGUUCUUCAGUUUCUACAAGCACUUGGAGGGGUCCUACUCCCGGCUGCGCGGAUGGCGCGACAAGAGCCCAUGGAGAUGGUCCGUACGCAAACGGGCAGGCAGGGAGGGAAGUGUCAUGCACCUGCAGUCACUGCACACACAAUCAAACAAUCAAGGAACCACACACACACAGCCAGCCAGCCCGACACAGAGAGAGAUGCCAUGCCUUUCUCCAUGGCAUGGAUGGGACGCCCGAUGUGUCUGCUCUGUCUGUCUGUGUGGUUGUCACAUGUUUGGUCACUCCACUCCCUCCGUCGUGCAGGCUGGAGUCGUUUCACGGCUUUUGCGACGAUCUGUGUGCCAGGACCAGCGACACCCGGCAGUGUUUGCGCGAUCUCGAGUCGCUGCGCAAGGACGUCAUCGCCAGGACGGAAUCCUUGCACAAUGCAUGCGAUGCCCUGCUGCAGCAAGAAACACAUGCUAAGGUAGGUAGGUGGGUAAGAAAGGAAGGAAGGAAGGAAGGAAGGGAGGGAGAUAGAAGAGGGGGAGGGGGAGGGAGAGCCAGCAAGUGGGUGGACUGGACUGGACGAGACCAAGCAAGGGAGGGAGGGAGGGAGGGAAGCAGAGAUGGAAGCCGGGCACAGGCCAGCCACCCACCCACCCCACCCACAUCGAGAGUAGAGUGUGUGUCCACGUGGAUGCAUAUGUGUCUCUGUGUGUGUGUGUGUCAGUGCGUGUCUGAGGCCAUCAAAGUGCGGCUGGACCACUUUGACUGUGUGGAGCAGAUCAGUUGCUUCUUUGACCUGCACCGCCCCGACGACGUGAGGGACCACCUGGCCGCCGGCCGGAGGCCAUCUCACGGUGGUGGUUCAGGGGACACUCUACCCCCACCCCCACCACACACAGCCGUGGAACUGUCCCCACUUGUGUCAACUAGUGCCGAGGGUCCUGCUGCUGACCCCACACCGCAACCCCAGUCCCACCCCCAUGGUGGUCCUGGCAGUGGGCACUACGGUGUGGGUCUGAGCAACCCGGCCUUCCACCCGUCCUUCACCACCAUGCUGGACCGCCUCGACGAUGCUGCACUCUUCCUCGAACAGAGGGGAUACGACUACCUAGAGGUAGGUACACAGCUGGCCAGCCAGCCAACCACCCACCCCAUCAGCCAGCCAGCCAGUCAGCCAGCCGGGCCAGCCAGGCCAGGCAGCUGAACAACUUCCUUGACACGUACGUACACAUCCAUACAUUCACAUACAUACACCUACCUGCACCACACCACCCCCCACCCCACCCUGCCUUACGUACUUACACACACUGCCUGUAUCCAUGCCAGCCACGCCAUUCAUUCCAUGCACACAUACAUAUGUCUUUGCUGCCUGCCUGCCACUGUGUGCUGUGCUGUGCCCUGCCCCACCCAUGUUACAUAUCUUGCUCCUGUCUGGCUGUCCUGUCUGUGUGCCUUACAUUAUUCCAUCCACCGAUCCGUCCGUCCGUCCAUGAAUCCAUCAGGCUCAGCAUUGCUCCCGUCAGCUGGACCACUUGAGGUCCCGUGCCUGCACCUUGAUACGCUCCGCUGUCGUGGGGGCUGUCGACAAGUGCGUGGCACAGGUAUGUGUAGCGAGAAGCAACCGAGGCGAGGCAAGGCCUGCCUACUUACUGUACUUACCGUACAUACACACAGCGUGCAGUGAAUGCCACAACACCACACAACACCACACAAGACAACGCACAAACAAACACACCACCAGACUGACUGACUAUCUUUUGUGUGUGUGUCCAGGUGGAGAAUCAGCUCAAGAGUGCUGCAUCCGAGCGCAAACAAAUUGAGACGUCGGUCUUCUACGUGCGCUUCAGGUAAAUAAAUGGGUGACUGAGUGAGUACUAACUACUCCACACAAUCAAUGACGGGCAGGGCAGGGGGCUGGAUGUGAUGUUGGUUGGAGUGAGUGAGUAUUGUACAAAUACAUACAAACAUCCGGCCCCUCUCUUAAUGUGCGUGUGUGUGUGUGUGUGUGUGGUCAGGGCGACGGCCAGCAAUGUGAGGCAUCUGACGGCGCUGUUGUGCAAGCGGUCCAAUGCUGCCGUUCACGAGACAUACACGGCGUACGUACGGGAGGGAGGGAUGGAUGAGGCACACACGACGUACGCACGCUGACAAUAUCUGCCCACCUCCAUGCACUUGCACAACACAGCACAUUGAGAGGGGGCAGGGGAGGCCAGCCACGGAGGUGGUGACACACCGACAGGCAGACAGACAGACAGACAGCUAGACGGACAAUGUGGUGUGCGUGGGCGUACCGGUCGUCGUCGGUAUUUGCGUCAUCCAUCCAUCCAUCAUCAGGUGUCUGGACGGGAUCGAAAAGUCCUACGCGGCAACACGAAUUCGCCUCAUUACAGACCCCCUCCGCAGACACAUACAGGUAACCUGUGUGGGUAGAUUAGAUACAUACGUACACACCUGCACACUCACACACACACGUGCACUGCAUUUGUGCGGUGUUUGUUGGUUCAGUCGAUAUUGAGUCAGUCAUUGCCUCGUUCGUUGGCCCCAGCGUUGCGUCAGAUCACAUCCUACGUCGUGUCGAUCGGCCAGCUCGAAUACACAACUUUCGAGGCCUUCUUCGAAAUCAGACAGCCGCAGGUAAGUAGCUAGCUGAGCAUCCGCGCCCCUCCGGUUGCCUGUCAAGUUUCUGUGCUGUCUGUGUGUGUGUGUGUCGGUCUGUGCGUCGACUGGUGGGCGCGAGCAGGACAGUUUGCGUGAGUUGUUGGAGAGCAUAGGAGGGCUGUACUAUGACCUGCUACGGCCAUCCAUCCUCGCAUGUGACGCGAUCGACGAACUCAGGUGGGGGAGCGGAGGGGAGGGGGCCCAACCAACGAACGCACCCGCUCACUUCCUUCCUCGUGUGUGCCUAUCUAUCGUUUGUUCGCUCUCUCUCUCGUGUGCCCUCCUCCCUCCUCCCUCUCCCUCCCUCCCUGUCAUCCUUUUAUCCAUCCAUCGAUUGGUAUGUAUGUGUUACACACUAUUUAUGAGUGUGUGUCCUGCAGGGAGGUAGCCGAGAGUCUGUCGAUGGACGUGUUGGAGCCCCACAGUCAGUCCCGCAGGGGCGCUGAGCUGGCACCCCUCCUCUCUACCGUCUGCAGACUACACCUGGUCAGUCAGGCAGUCAGUCAGUCGGGCCCUACGCCUUCCUCCACAUAGAUGCUCGAAUCAUUACUGACUCAUUCACUGGAGCUCACACGCACUUACUUGGUCGAUCUUCCUCCCUCCCUCCCUCCCUGUCUGUCUGUCUGUCUGUGUGGCUGUGUGUCUGUGUGGCUGCACACACAUAGGACGUGCAAGAGCGGCUGAUAUUCAGGAUGGAGACGUACGUCCGUGACGAGAUCGCUGGAUUUGUGCCAUCGGACCAAGACCUCGACUACCCCAACAGGUAGGCCAGUCAAUUCCUUAUUCACUUGCACGGGCGGGCGGGCGGGCGGGAUGGCCAGCCGGCCGGCUGAAUGCAGUGAGUGCACUCACUCAGCCGUGUCUGUCGUCGGUACCUACUUCAGGCUCCUGCGUGAAGCUGCAAGUGCAGCAGGGGACGACACCUUGUCUGAUUCGGCAGCUGCACCAGCUGCCCUUGCAGAACCGGCCAUCACGCACAGAGGUGGGUGGGGGCGGGUGGGCGGGUGGGGGUGGUUUGGGACAGGGACACCCAUGCCAUUCAUGCGGAUGCACCUUUGUGUAUGUAUGUGGGCCGAGCGGACCUGUCUCUCUGUCUGUCUGUCUGUCAGGUGUCAGUGGCCCGGGUCGGCCGACGUCCGGUUGGUAUCCGACUCUGGAGAGGACUCUGAUGUGUUUGUCCAAGAUAUACCGCAUCCUCGAAGCACCAACCUUCCAGGAGAUCGCCCAGGAGGCCGUCGGCGUAUGCCUCGGGUCCUUGCUGCACGCAUACAAAGAGAUACUUGACAAAAAGGUGGGUGGGCCUGGUCGCCACGCCGCGAGGGAGGGACAAACCCAACGCUACGCAAAAUGGAGGGAAUACAGUCAGCCCAGUGCCUGCCUAUGGAAUCGCUAUUUCUUUGUUUGUGUGCAGGGCGGCCUUGACUCGCUGCUGUUCCUCAUCAAACAGCUGCUGAUUCUCAGGUUAGCCAGCCUGGUGACGCCAGCCAGCCCGCUGGGGGAGGGAGGGAUAUGCUAUGCUGAUCUGAUCAUAGAUAGAUAGAUAUAUUCAUUGUGUGUGGAUGCAUCCAAUGCACCUAUGUAUCUAUGCGCAUCUAUGUGUGUCUUGUUGUGUGUGUGUGUGUGUGUGUGUGUCGGAUCUGCCUUCCUGCAGGGAGCAGGUGUCAGCGUUUGAGGUGGAUUUGGUCCACCAGGAGCGUACGUUUGACUUUGCCAACGUGACCAACCAGCUGCUGGACCUCGUGUCGGUCCGCAAGUGGAUGAGCUUACACGCCACUUUCUCCCUCGACUCCAUCAACAAAUACAUCGGCAACCCCGUCUCCCUACUCAAGGCACUCACUCCACAGCUCCAGGUAAGUACGUAGGGAGGGAGGUAUGUCAGACAGAUAGACAGUCAGUCAGUGGGGAAGGAAGGAUCAAGGGGACCUAGGGCAGGGCAGCUGCUCUCAUCCGUCCGUUUCUCGCUUGUCGUGUGGAUGUGAACCCCUGGUUUUUCUCUGUCAUGCUGUGCUGUGCUUUGCUGCAGGAGAAUCGCACCGACACGAAGCGUGCGAUGGAGGGCGAGCUGAAGCAUGCGUGUGAGGCUCUGGUCGCUCACUGCUCUGCCAUCAGUAAGCAAGCCAAAGAGACAAGACAGACAGACAGCUCUGUGGGUGCAUACGACAUAUGUCGGUCGGUGUGCCUAUUUGUUACUGCGCUGCGCUGGUGUGGCUGGCCCUCACUGCUUGAUUUAGUUGUGUUGCCGCUGGUCAAGAUCAUCUCCCAAGUGACGCCAGCCGACCAGCUCACCGGACAAAGUAAGGCAAGGCGGGAGGGAGCACAUUCGCUGCCCUCCUUCCUUGCUCCCUCCAUCCCUCCCUCCCUGGCUCCCUGGCUGCCUGGCUGUUUGGUCCGUCGGUCGAACUGUGUCAUGUCUCGGUGUUUGGUUGGGUGGCUCAUUGAUUCAUUCAGGUGCCAGUAGUUCCAGUUCUUCAAGGCGAGACCAGCCCUUCGCCAGCAAAGGUACACACGCGAGCCGUCAGUGAGUGAGGGAGUGACGGGUUUGUGUUGUCAUUCAUCCCGCCUGUCUGUCUGUCUGCCUGGCUGGCUGGGUGGCUGGCUGGGUGUGUGUGUGUGCAUUGAUUGCAUUGCGUUGGUGUGGUGCGAAUGGAAUGCAGACAAGUUGCAGUGUGCGGUAGAGGAGUAUUUGUCCAACAUCGAGAAUGAGAUCCCCAAGAUCAUCACGUCGCUGCACAUCUACCUGGGCAGCGGCGCCCCACCAUACAUGGACGACGGCCGAUCCAGUGUGGCAGGCGGAUCAGACAUCGGCACCGGUGGUGGUGCUGCCACUGCACGCACCGACGACACUGGUGGGGUGGCACCCCACAGCACAGUGCUGAUUCUGCUCAAGCCCAUCCAGCUGGCCAUUGUCGAGAGCGCGCGUCAGUUCGACCACGUGCUGCGGCGGGACUUGCAGCUGUCCGACCAGGAGGUCGACGACAUCAAAUGGCUACCGCCCCACGAGAUCGAGGCCAAGGUCCUAGCCACCACCGCCACUUGACCAACCCUACCUACCCACCCGUCGAAUCGAAUCAAUCAAGUCGAUGGAUCCCUUCAUUGUUCUGUACAGAAAUGGAUGGGAUGGUGUUACUCACUAGCUACGAACGGCUUGGUGUGAGUAGACUGGAGUGCCUGCCUGCCUGCCUGCCGUCCACGGAUGGAUGGGCGGAUGCAUGGAUGUCAAUUCAUCGUAGAUAGAUGGUCCUCCCUGGUGUCGGACAGGACAGCACACAUUACAUUACAUGAAGCAAGCCAUUUGAGUGCAUGAACGAGCGAUGAACGAAUCAUGUCAGUCUCAUAGUGGGACGCGGGAAACGGAGCAUCUACCCAUCGAUCCAUCUGUCUGUCUGUGCACGUGUGUGAGAGAGCUG
Messenger RNA from Vitrella brassicaformis, 6502 nucleotides. Lineage: Eukaryota; Vitrellaceae. The record is from the annotation of a GenBank genome assembly.